This is a messenger RNA of Trichechus manatus latirostris (Florida manatee), 1716 nucleotides long. It is a transcript of the gene PARP16, whose product is annotated as poly(ADP-ribose) polymerase family member 16. Gene Ontology annotation, biological process: endoplasmic reticulum unfolded protein response. Gene Ontology annotation, molecular function: kinase binding; protein serine/threonine kinase activator activity; NAD+ poly-ADP-ribosyltransferase activity. The record is from RefSeq and is a predicted model, not a curated record. Lineage: Eukaryota; Metazoa; Chordata; Mammalia; Sirenia; Trichechidae. The transcript has 6 exons. Gene Ontology annotation, cellular component: nuclear envelope; endoplasmic reticulum tubular network; membrane. Bases 1 to 969 code for a protein of 322 amino acids.
AUGCAGUCCUCCGGCUGGGCGGCAGCUAGGGAGGCGGCCGGCCGCGACGUGCUGGCCGCCGACCUCCGGUGCAGCCUCUUCGCCUCGGCCCUGCAGAGCUACAAGCGCGACUCGGUGCUGCGGCCCUUCCCCGCCUCUUAUGCCCGCCACGACUGCAAGGACUUUGAGGCGCUGCUUGCAGAUGCCAGCACAUUACCCAACCUGAACGAACUUCUCCAGUCUUCCGGAGACAAAGACAAACGGGCCCGGGACCUGGUGAGCUGGAUCUUAUCUUCAAAGGUCCUGACAAUCCACAGCGCAGGGAAGGCAGAGUUUGAAAAGAUCCAGAAGCUGACAGGUGCCUCUCACACGCCUGUCCCCACACCAGACUUCCUGUUUGAGAUUGAGUAUUCCGACCCAGCCAACGCCAAAUUUUCUGAGACCAAAGGAGAACGAGACCUAAUCUAUGCCUUCCACGGGAGCCGCCUGGAAAACUUCCAUUCCAUCAUCCACAAUGGCCUGCACUGCCACCUGAACAAGACAUCCUUGUUCGGGGAGGGAACCUACCUCACCAGUGACUUGAGCCUGGCCCUCAUUUAUAGCCCCCACGGCCACGGGUGGCAGCGCAGCCUCCUUGGACCCCUCCUCAGCUGUGUGGCCGUGUGUGAGGUCAUCGAUCACCCGGAUGUCAAGUGCCAAACCAAGAAGAAAGAUUCCAAGGAGAUAGAUCGCAGAAGAGCGAGAAUCAAACAUAGUGAAGGGGGCGACGUCCCUCCAAAGUACUUUGUGGUCACCAACAACCAGCUCCUGCGAGUGAAGUACCUGCUGGUGUACUCGCAGAAGCCGCCCAAGAGGGCUUCCAGCCAGCUCUCCUGGUUUUCCAGCCAUUGGUUUAUGGUCAUGAUCUCCCUGUAUCUGCUGCUGCUCCUCAUAGUGAGUGCCGUCAACUCCUCUGCUUUCCAGCACUUUUGGAAUCGUGCAAAGAGAUAAUCUUUCUGGGCCUUGUGUGGGAGCCACACGUGCCUUAUGAUAGAUACCUUGUUCUGUAUCCCUACCCCUUGCAUCCAGCCAGUCUGAGCCUGGAGGCCAGUUGGGGACCACGGGACAAUUUUUGUAUGCCAUAAAUGUAUCCAUUGCCUUUGAUGAUGCUCCCAGCCACACUGGUCCCUCAUGCUUAGGUUUCGGGGGAGGUCUCCAAUCUGCUCCUUCCCAAUCCAUCCUAGGGAGGUGGCUUUCCAGCCAGGGCGAAGGGAAGGUCCUGCUGCGUUUAAAAACAGAGUGUCCAAGCUGUCAGGGGUGUGUUUACAAUGCAGAGGUCAGCCCUUCCCCUAAUGCCUUCUGGAAGGUGGAAAAUUUGUAGUGGGGACUGUAAAUCACGAAGCGGUUGCCUUGUUUUGACUUGAGAUGCCCAAGAGAACAGUCAUGUUUCUCAAAUAAAAAUCAAUGGGGUCUUUUCUGAAUUCCAUCAGCCUCUGAAUGUGAGUGCAAAACAUCUCAACAGUUUUCUCAAAUCAACAGAAACAACCUGCUACAGUUGUGCCCCCAACCCCAAACCGUGGAUGAGAAAGGAAGGAGCCAGAGGCCUAAUAAAAAACACAAACGUAACAAUGAGCAACUCACCGCGUCUUUUUCUACAGAUUACCAACUGCUGAUAACAGCUGAAAUGGAACCAAAUGUUUAUUUUCUAAUUUUUUUUGGGGAAGCUAUUCAACAAACUAGGCUUUGUGAACUAAGGAA